Messenger RNA from Salvia splendens (bonfire salvia), 1089 nucleotides. RefSeq lists its product as uncharacterized. The coding region runs from base 1 to 1089 and encodes 362 amino acids. The transcript has 4 exons. The record is from RefSeq and is a predicted model, not a curated record. Lineage: Eukaryota; Viridiplantae; Streptophyta; Magnoliopsida; Lamiales; Lamiaceae.
AUGGAUAAUGGUGGGUUGUCAAACGAAGCACUUGCGUUGAUGAUCUUUGACAUUAUUCGCGUGCAUCAACUACGGAUUAUAUGUUAUCUUCAAGCCCAUGGAAUGCUAGCAGAUGUUGAGCAAGGUGAGGACGAGAGGAGGGUUAGGCGUAAAUUUUCUCGUUUAGAGAGAAUCCCUGCCCAAGUUCAUCACCUCACACGACUGGUCGGUUUGAACGACAAGGAGUGCAUUGAUAAUCUUCGAAUGGAUCGUAAUUGCUUCGGGAGAUUAUGUUUAUUGCUGCGUGAACAGGCUGACUUAGUCGAUGGGAAGUAUGUAUAUGUUGAAGAACAAAUUGCAAUGUUCUUAGGUGCCAUAGAUGGGACCUAUAUCAACGUGUUAGUUGGUAGCGACGAUAAACCACGCUACCGCAAUAAGAAAGGACAAAUUGCUACAAAUACAUUAGCUGUAUGCACUAGGGACAUGCGCUUUGUGUACGUGCUCGCCGGAUGGGAGGGAUCGGCCAGAGAUGCGAGGGUGUUACGUGACGCAGUCACAUGUCCACAUGGGAUAAAAGUUUUGAAAGGGCAAUAUUAUCUAUGCGAUAACGGUUACGCCAACAGCGAACGCUUUCUUACUCCUUACAAAGGUGUCCGUUACCAUCUUCAAGAAUGGGGCCCUGCUGCCAUGGUGCCUGAAAACCCUAAAGAAAUGUAUAACAUGUGCCACACCAAGGCGAGGAAUGUGAUAGAACGCGCGUUUGCUGUUGUGAAGAUGAGAUGGGGAAUUUUGCGUAGUGCUUCGUUUUAUCCGAUCACUACACAAAUAAGGUUGACCCUUUCAUGCUUUCUCUUGCAUAACUUCAUACGUGACCAAAUGACUGUCGAUCCAAUCGAGCAAGAGUUAGAUGUUGAGCACAUUCACCUUGGACUUGAAGAGGAGCAGCCAGAGCACAACGUUUAUGUAGACACAGUUGAUCCCACACCGGCUUGGAACAAUAAACUCAACGAAUUUGCUGAAACUAUGUGGCUUAGUGCAGCCUUUAAAGUAGCUUUUGUGGUGGUUUGUGACUCAAUGUUUGUUGUUAUGGUUUGUGAUUAUAGCCUUUAG